This is a messenger RNA of Coturnix japonica (Japanese quail), 555 nucleotides long. Lineage: Eukaryota; Metazoa; Chordata; Aves; Galliformes; Phasianidae. The record is from RefSeq and is a predicted model, not a curated record.
CGUGUGUCGGGGCCAAUGGGUGAGACGGGUCUCCGCGCGUGGAACGGAGGUUGGCCAAUCAGAGGGCGCGACCACGCGGGGAGGAGGAGGGAGAGAGGCGAGGCGGGGCUAGUUCUGGCUGGGCCCCGCCGCCCAGAGCCGAGGUGGAAUGCAGUAGCUCUGUGGGCGUGGGACAUUGUGGUUGAUAACUGUGCCAUCUGCAGAAACCAUAUUAUGGAUCUAUGCAUAGAAUGUCAAGCAAACCAAGCAUCGGCUACAUCUGAAGAGUGCACGGUUGCAUGGGGUGUCUGCAAUCACGCUUUCCACUUCCACUGCAUCUCUCGCUGGCUCAAGACUCGCCAAGUAUGCCCACUGGACAACAGGGAAUGGGAGUUCCAAAAGUACGGACACUAGAGAUGAUCACCAUACUUCGUAUGUUGUCAGCCUCUGUUGUUUGUGUCACUAUGGAUUUGUCUUGGUAACUCAACAAAUCACUAAUGUAUACAUUCUUCUUUAAUCUUAAUUUUGCCCUAUUGUGUACCAUUGAAUAAAAUCUUGCAGGAGCUCCCCAUCUAA